AUGCCUUUCAGCAUCUUGCAUCCUGCCCCAAGGGCAUUCCAAGGGCAGUUCCACGACUCGACUAGUCAUGUGAAAUGUGGUGAGAUCCCGGCUUUAGACACCUCUGCUCGUCAUAAACUGUUUGCUGAGAUUUGCCUUUGCUUUGCCGGCUUGUUUGGACUCGGUGUUGCCUCACUGGCUCUGGUGAUCGUGUUUUGGCGCGCCUUCCUUGCCGCUCUUUUCUAUGGAAACCUUCCCUGCGAUCAGCCCAUGCUGAGAUACUAUAUGAUCUGCAGCAUUCUUGUCGGGAGAAUAGCGGAGCAACUCUCCUCAAGGGCCAACCGCUGCAUGCAGGUUCGCGGCAUGUCCACGCGAUCUGUAUGGAUGUCCACUACAUUAAUUUCUUUGAUUCCUGGAUGGAUCACGAUGAUAUGGGGUUACACCCUUAUCCAGGGCACCUCCACUUGCAGAACGACGAAUCCGCAUCUAUUCGAUGACACGAAGAUGUACAUUUAUUUUCAGAUAGGAGCUUCAUUGGCGUACCUGGUGUUGGGUAUUCCACUUAUCGUCUUCGCACAUCGCUUUCUGCUGGCCAUCACAAGUCUCAACUCCGGCGAGGGCGUGCGAGGCUGUGCUGCCAUGAUUAAGGAUCUUCCGAAGAUUCCGAAAGACAGUCCGGAGCUUCGGGACCCUGAAGAUGGUAGCAUUAUGGAGUGCAGCAUUUGUUUGUCUUCCUUUGGCUCGAAGACAGUGGUGCGGACGCCGUGCAAGCACUACUACUGUGAGGAGUGCCUUACGAAGUGGUGCAAGGCGCACGUGACGUGUCCUCUCUGCAAGAGCCUUGUGGCAGAUCCUGGACCGCUGCCUGAGGAGGUGCAAGAUGCGACAUGGCGCGGCAUGUGCGAGCGGAGCGAUUGCGCCUACUUAAUGCAGCUGCAAACGCUGUCGGGGGCCUGCCCGGCGCGAGUGGGCUCGGCUUCCCAGUCCGCCAACCGUCUUUCGGCACCAGCGCUGGGCAAGGUUGGCAUCUCGCCAUCCCAAGAGCCAACAACCGACAGUUUUGAGCAGGCCAAGGGGGUCCUAGGAUCAAUCCAUUUUCAUGGAAGUGAUAUGGUUCGAGACUUACGGCUGCUGUCCGCCUUGCUGGCACAGCUGGCUGAAAUCGGGCCUGCCUUGCAAGAGCAGGAGUUGUUCGAGGCUCUUGAUGUCCUUGGCGGCCACGUGGGGGAGGUGGAUCCUGCGACAUUGGAGGACUUCAUCGAGUCGUUGAGGUUCGCCUGGCCGCUCUGUGGUAGCCGAACACUUAUCAAGGCCUUGCUCGCGCUUGGUCAGGCCAAUGCCCUCGACGUGAAGACCUGCCGCUUGCUCCUGACAGAGCUGGAGGCACGCACAGAGCUUAUCGGCAGAGCUGACCGCGAGGCGCUGCUGCUUCUUCUUGCCUUGCACAAGAAUGCCUUCGAUCGGACUGCUGUGGCCAUGGGCUUGCCGCAUCCCUUGUAUGACGAGGCUGCCAAAAGGCUCCUCAAGGAGCUUUCAAAGGAUGCUGCUGCGCAAAUCAGCGCUCUGCCUAUGGAGAGCUUGUCUCGCCCUGUUCUUGCGAUGGCUCAGCUUGGCUUUAUGAGCCGUCGCACCUUGCAAAGUCUUGACGAGCGAUUGAUGUCAGGGAGGCUUCUGUCCUUGACACCCGCUGCAUUCGUGUCCCUCGCCUAUGCCACGCGCCUGGUGCGUGGACCGAUUCCCCGGGAAGAGCUGCGGCUUCCGCUCUGCUUGGCCUUCGGAGCUUUGCUUCACCGAAUGGAGCCGAAGCAGGUGGCCAGCUGCAUUGAAAGCUUGAAAGGCUACUGCUUCAAGGAAUAUCGCCAUGUGUUCGAAGCAGCGUAUGCGCGCUUGGGGUCCGCCCUCGAUGACCAGGCAAAAGGCUUCGGCUAUGACAGGCCGUGGUCCAUACUGACUCCUGCCGAGGCUGCUGCAGCAAUCAAAUCGUUCCCAGAGCUCAAGUUCCAGGAUUCCCAGCUCCUCCUUCGCAUGCUGCGUGCGCUAAGCCCAUCUCCGCUCAGCUCAAGGCAGUUGGGACCUCCGGGCGUUGCUGAAGGAUCUGUCGAUCCACCUUUGGAAGAGCAACCAGAGACUGCGUUGGUUCGCACAGCGCCGGGCAUGCUGGCCAGGAUGUGCAUGGCAGAGCUGGUGGACAUUCUGGAGGCCUUUGGCCAACAAGGCCUGAACGGCUGCGGGGCCGUCGCCGAGGCGAUUGUGGGCAGAUACCAGGCCAAUGGUGGAAGACUCUCAAGGCGAAACACAGCCCGAGCUCUUUGGGCCUUGGCGCAGCUUGGUGAACGGGACACAGAGCUGGUUGAGCUGCUGGUCUCUGAGUUGGAGGGCUGGGAGGCGCAGGAUCCUCAUGGGGCAGAGCUUCGACCGCGACCUGCUUUAGUGGCACUGUGGUCGCUCUGUGCCCUUGAUCUCGUGCCAAGGGCAGCAGCCUCUGCCGAUUGGCUAUUGACUUUCCUGUGUCGCGAGACAGUUGCGACGUAUGUCUUGGGAAUCGGCAGUCAGGCGCUGCUGCUCUUCGAGUCUGUCAAUGCAGUCCGCUCCGUGUUGCCGGCCAUCGCAGACAGGCACCUCCAGGUUCUGCAGGCAGCCCACUCUCCUGUGGCAGAACAGGUGCUGCUUGAUGUGGGACGACCUUUGCGCAGCCCGCAGGAGCUGUUCUCACUCCCAGACAGGCCAGAUGAACAGAAGCUGCUCCAGCCGAAGCCUGAUGAACAUGAGGAGCUCCCAGAAUCUUCCAGUAUGGACAGCAUGGUUCAUGAAAGCUUCCCAGACACAUCGGACAGUGGAGGCCGAUCUGUACUCGAUGAGCUUGCAAUACGCUGGGAGCUGGGCCGCAGGAAAAAGGAGAACGAGGGCAUCUCAAAAGCCAAGCAGCUGGUCGGCUCAGUAUUGGCAGCCUUGAACUUGUCACCGCUGCUUUUGGCAGCACCGCAUCCGCUUGGCACCCUUGCAGCGGAAGCGACGCGUGGCAGUGGCGGCUUCGAGCUUCGAUGGCCUGCAGGCUGCUAUGAUGUGGACUGGGGCCAACCUUUCUUUCGCCUUGGCAUCCUAGUCCUUUCGCAGCAGGACUUUGUCGUCGAGGCCUCGUCAGGCUCCACCUUGCACUCAUGGCACACUUCGCGACUCCGUGCGGCACCCCGGCUGCGCGUGCGACGGCUGCACGAAGAGGGCUGGAAGCUUGUCGCACUUCGCGCAGCGGCAGUGGAUGCUUGCAUCCUGCCAUUCCACCAAGACCCAGAUCUUUUUAACAGCAAACUGCAGGUGCGGGUGGUCCGUGCCAAUGCUUUGUAUCCGCUGGAAGUGAGGCGUUUGAAGAAGAAGCUGCGCAGAGCUACGCGUGAGGAGGUGCAUGACGACGAGCUGAGGGAGCAGGUUGCGCAGCAGUUGCUGCAACAGUUGGACUUCAUUUUUCCAGAUGGACUGGUCUCGGGAUCAGGCAAAUUGGUGCUGCCAAAGGAUGGCGGCCUGGCCGUUGCAGCUUCAGCCAGAAAAUGUGAUCGUCGGGACAAUGGUUCUUCGGCGUUGCUACUGAUUUUUGCAUGGCCCACCAGUGCUUUGAAUCGCUGCGAUGCUGGCUCUUUGCGCCCCUGUCUGGAAUCGCUUGCUUCGCCAGUGCCUGAGAUCGCCACAGUCCAACAGUCCAUGGCAGGCGCUCGGGCGCCGUCCGCCCGGGUUGCGCGCCUAGCAACCGGCGGUCAUCUCCUCUUCCGCGUAGUUUCGAUGGCCCAGAGCCGUGUCCACCACUACUGCCAUGGGAGGACUUUCGAAAUUCGGUUAGAUCUGGAUCAGAUCGACGGCUGGACUUUGGAACACGUAUUGGCUUUUGCGGAGGAGUGCGCUGAGUGCAGCACCGAUAGGGAUGCCAGGUCUGACGGUGGCUUUCCACCAGAGACUGAUCACAUUUUCAAGAUGCUGGGACGGUCAGCUCCGGAGCUUGCCUAUGUACAUGGCCUUCGGGGACGCAGCCUCUGGAGCAAGGAUCCUCCGUCCGCUCUCCUCCGCCACGUCUUUGGGAGCCUGCAAGGGUCAGUACUGCACCUGACCGCCAUCCAUGACUUCGAUGCAAAACUGUACAGAGCCAACGGGAUGGAAGUUCUGGAGACGGAAGGUGGAGGAUGCGGCCAAGUUCCGCGUUCCAUGGCGCCUUUUGCAGCGUUGCGAGCUCACUGGCCGAAGGUGCCCUGUCUACAAUCCGUGUUGGAGCAAGUGCUCAAGGCUUCAGGGCGACCCCCAACAUUCUUGGACUUGGACUUGAGGGAAACCGACUUCACGCAGCUGCUGAACUUGCUGGUAGGCCACGGCUACGAACACUUCAAGGUGUCUCGUCGGUCGCACUUCGACUGUACGGACAAGGUAUGUGCAGGAGGGCCAUUGGGAGAUCAAGCCACGGACUGGCGCAUGGGCCUCCUGUGGCGAAAUGCUUCUUCCGUGGCGGCCGAUGCCCUGGCGAUCCGGGUCCUGGACAGAAGGUCCUCAGAGCAGUUCGCCUUGCAUGCAGCCCUGCCAGGGCCACAACGUGGCCUAGGUCUGUGUCUGACGGGCCAGUUGCGCAAUCGAUUCGGGACGGCAGAUCUGGAGCAGGUGCUGCGACGCUUUGAGAGCUUCGAUGUUUUUGUUGUCGUGCCCACGCAGGACUGUGCUCUUGCUUGUGAGCGGCUCGCUCCAUUUAGAGCAGAGGUACUCUGCGUCGACAGCCUGUUCAUGAGUCCGGAAGAGCUCCAGUGGAUUCGAGAAGGGCCCAAAGCCGACCCCGAUAUCUGCCCAGGUGAAGAAGAAGCAUCAAUGACCAAAGAAGCCAUGGACGGACCUUUGAACAUCUGCAUGGUGUCAGACUUCUUUCAUCCCGGCUUGGGGGGCGUUGAGAUGCACAUUUACCAGCUUUCCGAGUGCUUGCUUCAGCGUGGGCACAAGGUCAUUGUUGUGACCCACUUUCGUGGUGCUCGACAGGGUGUUCGCUACAUGCGGAAUGGAUUGAAGGUCUACUACCUUCCUUUCUUGCCCUUCCACGACAAUUGUACAUUUCCCACGUUCCUCUCGUUUUUCCCGCUGAUUCGAAAAGUCCUCAUCCGUGAGCAGAUUGACAUUGUCCAUGGCCACCAAGCUACGUCCAACCUGGCGCAUGAGUGCGUUCUUCAUGCGCGAACAAUGGGGUACCAUACGGUGUACACUGACCAUUCACUCUUCGGCUUUGCAGAUGCAGCUUGCAUACACGUCAACAAGCUUUUGAAGUUCUUCCUGACCAAUGUAGAGCACUGCAUCUGUGUGUCCCACACGAACCGCGAGAACUUGGUGCUGCGAGCAUCUUUAAACCCGACCAAUGUUUCCGUUAUCCCGAAUGCAGUUGACACGAGGCGCUUCACUCCAGACACGUCCUGCCGAGCGCCACAGCCAGCUGUGACAAUUGUGGUGGUGAGCCGCCUCACAUAUCGCAAGGGCGUCGACCUCUUAGUGGGCGCCGUGCCCGAAAUCUGCCGGAGGAAUCCGGAUGUGCGAUGGGUCAUCGGUGGCAGCGGCCCAAAGAGGCUGCUUCUGGAAGAGAUGAUCGAGAGGGAAAAUCUUCACGAUCGGGUUGAGCUCUUGGGAUCUGUCCCGCACGAAGACGUCCGCAAGGUUCUGGUAAGAGGGAACAUUUUCCUGAACACCUCGCUCACGGAAGCAUUCUGCAUAGCCAUUGUGGAGGCAGCUGCUUGCGGGCUCAUGGUGGUCUCGACCAACGUUGGGGGAGUCCCGGAAGUGCUCCCGCCUCACAUGACCCGCCUGGCGGUGCCUCGCGUAGAUGCUGUCGUGCAGGCCCUCGAAGAUGCCCUGAGCUCGCUGCCUCCGACAGAGGCAGCCGCGACUUUUCACGAAGAGGUGUGCGGGAUGUAUUCAUGGCUGGAUGUUGCUGAGAGGACGGAGAAGGUUUACCGCAAGGUCGUCCAGCUGCCUCAAGUUUGUCUGCGCCAGCGCUUGCUGCGUUUUUUGCGGGUUGGAUGUGUGUCUGGCAAGUUGUUUCUUCUCCUCGUUGCGCUGGACACGCUGCUUUUCUGGUGCUUGCAGUGGCUGCAGCCCGUGGAGCAGGUGGAGCCUGCGGUGGACGUGUCUCGAUUCCCAGGGUGUUCAGGUUCUCAGAGCGAAGCGAUGCGGGAAAAUCGUGCUGCUCUGCUUUUGCGCAUGCUACCAGUAGCUGGGCUCAGCCAUCUGCAAAGGUACCGUGCUUCAUACUGGAGGGUGGCACGUAUGCGAUUGGACCUGCGCAUUGAGAUUUUCCCCAAGGAUGUGACGGUAUUCGAUGAUGACAAUACCAUCUGGGCCUAUGCAAUUCCUCAUCGACAGUGGAUCGCAAUGCCUGACAGGUUCGCCAUUGGACCUCCUGGCUUGAUGCUGGACGUCUACUUCACAACCUAUCGGUGGAUGUUGGAUCGGCGAAGCUGGCGCCACUACGAUCCAUAUCUUCAUCCUGCCUGCGCGCGCCGCGGCCACUUCCAGGUAGAACGGCUGGAAGGAGAUCAGACGCGGCCUGGAGAACACACACAGAUCCGAGCCGUGGGCAAGCUCUGGCCCUGUCCGGAGCACUCUGCACGUGGUCUGGCUUAUCCAGGCUCGUGCGCGGGAGUUACAGAAUAUCAUCGCUAUUGGUAG
Molecule: messenger RNA, 6651 nt
Organism: Symbiodinium natans
Lineage: Eukaryota; Dinophyceae; Suessiales; Symbiodiniaceae
Source: the annotation of a GenBank genome assembly